Molecule: messenger RNA, 572 nt
Organism: Lycium ferocissimum
Lineage: Eukaryota; Viridiplantae; Streptophyta; Magnoliopsida; Solanales; Solanaceae
Product: 14 kDa proline-rich protein DC2.15-like
Exons: 1
Coding region: 48-476 (142 amino acids)
Source: RefSeq, a predicted model, not a curated record
CUCAUUCCAACUCACUGCAUUUCAACUUACUAGCUCUUAUUGUUGACAUGGCUUCCAAAAACCAAGCCUCAAUUACCCUGUUCUUAUCACUGAAUCUCCUCUUCUUUGCACUUGUAUCUGGUAACAACAACUGUGGCACUUGUGGAAAUGGUGGCAGCUCUGGCAACGGCGGUGGCUCGGGCAACGGUGGUGGUGGUUCGGGCAAUGGUGGUGGAGGACAAGGAAGGUGUCCAAGAGAUGCUUUGAAACUUGGGGUAUGUGCUAAUUUACUUAAUUUGGUGAAUGUAGUGGUGGGGUCCCCUCCAACUUUGCCAUGCUGCAGCUUAAUUGCAGGGCUAGCAGACUUAGAGGCUGCAGUUUGCUUGUGCACUGCCAUAAGAGCAAAUGUGUUGGGAAUAAAUUUGAAUGUGCCACUUUCUCUAAGCCUCGUACUCAACAACUGUGGAAGGAACCCUCCUACUGGCUUUACUUGUUGAGCAGCAACUUCUUAAUUUCCAUCUAGUUUGUGUGAUCAAUGCUUGCCAAUGGCUAGAUCAGGCGUUAAUUAAUUUUUCGUCGUGCUUAAUUGUGAA